GUUCAUUAUUGAAAUCCCACCUGCAAUUUCAUGCUCUUGCCAUUCUUAUAGACUUUCUUCUCCAAAAACCACCUCAGUUCAGCAUCAUUCACGUCUCCCCUUUUCAUCUCUCCUUAGCACAAACACAAUGUCUCUUCUCAGUUUUAGUUCUGCAACUCUUGAUCCUUACUAUCAUCUUUUCUUUACCAUUCUUGCCCUGUUCAUUUCAGGCCUCAUUUUCUUGCUUUCUCGAAAACCCAAAUCCAAACGCUCACACCUCCCUCCAGGUCCACCCGGUUGGCCUAUUGUUGGAAAUCUUUUCCAGGUUGCUCAAUCAGGCAAGCCUUUCUUUGAAUAUGUUGAUGAUAUACGUUCGAAAUAUGGUUCAAUUUUCACUCUUAAAAUGGGAACAAGAACAAUGAUCAUCAUCAGCGAUGCGAAGUUAGCCCAUGAAGCGCUUAUUGAAAGGGGUGCUUGCUUUGCAUCUAGGCCGAAAGAAAACCCAACAAGAACCAUCUUUAGCUGCAAUAAGUUCAGUGUCAAUGCGGCAGUUUAUGGUUCGGUGUGGCGGUCGCUGAGGCGAAACAUGGUGCAAAACAUGCUUAGUUCAAGUAGGAUCAAGGAGUUUCGUAACGUAAGAGAUAGUGCAAUGGAUACACUUAUUAAUCGGCUUAGAACCGAAGCUGAGGCUAAUAGUGGAGAUGUUUGGGUGAUUAAAAAUGUCCGGUUUGCAGUGUUUUGCAUUCUUCUAGCCAUGUGUUUUGGUAUUGAAAUGGAUGACGAGACCAUUGAGAAAAUGGAUCAGGUCAUGAAGUCAGUCUUGAUCGUUCUUGAUCCAAGAAUUGAUGACUUCCUUCCGAUUUUAAGUCCGUUUUUCUCCAAGCAAAGAAAGAGGGCAUCUGAAGUAAGGAAAGCGCAAGUAAAUUUCAUGGUUUCCUUCAUCGAAAAGCGAAGGAAUGCUAUCCGAAACCCUGGAUCAGACAAAUCGGCGAUGUCAUUUUCAUACCUGGAUACCCUUUUUGACCUAACAUUCGAAGGAAGGAAAUCAACUCCAAGUAAUGAAGAGCUUGUCACUCUUUGCUCGGAGUUCCUCAACGGUGGGACUGACACUACAGCGACCGCUGUCGAAUGGGGCAUUGCACAGCUAAUUGCCAAUCCCGAGGUUCAGACCAAGCUCUACAAUGAGAUAAAAUCAACUGUCGGUGAUCGAAAAGUGGACGAGAAAGAUGUAGAGAAAAUGGAGUAUUUGCAUGCAGUAGUAAAAGAAUUGCUACGCAAACACCCUCCUACCUAUUUUGUUCUAAGUCAUGCAGUUACCGAGCCGACGACAUUGGCAGGGUAUGAUAUACCACUUGAUGCAAGUGUUGAAUUUUUCUCUUAUGGAAUAGGAGAGGACCCAAAAGUAUGGAACAAUCCUGAAAAAUUCAACCCGGAUCGAUUCAUUUCCGACGGAGAGGAUGCCGAUAUUACAGGGGUUACAGGGGUGAAAAUGAUGCCUUUUGGUGUGGGGAGGAGGAUAUGCCCUGGUUUAGGGCUGGCCACUGUACACCUUCACCUGAUGAUUGCAAGAAUGGUUCAAGAAUUUGAAUGGACUGCCUAUCCACCUAACAGCAAGUUGGAUUUCUCUGGGAAGUUGGAGUUUACUGUGUCUAUGAAGAAUAGCCUUAGAGCUAUGAUCAAGCCUAGAGUUUAAUUAAGCUGUGAUCCCGCGACGAGUUGAUUAUAUAUAAUGGCACUAAUUAAUUAGUGUCCUGCCUAAAAGCGUUUGUGAUUUUUAUAACUAUUAUGUUGUUGAUUCUUCAUUUGAUGUCAUUAAUUAAGUCAAUAACAAUGGUGCAAGCAUAUUAUGCCCUACGAGAAUUAUAGAACUCUUUUCCAUUUUAA
Molecule: messenger RNA, 1863 nt
Organism: Populus trichocarpa (black cottonwood)
Lineage: Eukaryota; Viridiplantae; Streptophyta; Magnoliopsida; Malpighiales; Salicaceae
Product: cytochrome P450 77A3
Exons: 1
Coding region: 128-1672 (514 amino acids)
Cellular component (GO): membrane
Molecular function (GO): heme binding; oxidoreductase activity, acting on paired donors, with incorporation or reduction of molecular oxygen, NAD(P)H as one donor, and incorporation of one atom of oxygen; iron ion binding
Source: RefSeq, a predicted model, not a curated record